AUGAAUGCUACAGCAAUGAGCCCACUCACUGUUACCCCACUCAGCUUUAUUCCAGACUUCAGAAACGCCACUGCUGUGCCUUUCAACGAGACUGCGUGCGAAAACUGGAAAGAGAUUCAUCACCUUGUUUUCCACGUGGCAAACGCUUGCUUUGCAGUUGGACUGCUCAUUCCAACUACUCUGAACCUCCACAUGAUUUUCCUGCGAGGCCUGCUCACCAUAGGGUGUGCGUUGUUCAUCAUUUGGGCUACACUCUACCGUUGUGCCUUGGACAUACUGAUCUGGAAUUCUGUGUUUUUGGUUGUCAACCUCUUGCAUUUCAUCUUCUUGGUGUAUAAAAGAAGGCCGAUCAAGAUAGAGAAGGAGCUUAGCAGCCUCUACAAAAGAAUGUUUGAACCUCUCCAUGUGCCUCCAGAGCUCUUCCAAAGGCUGACUGGGCAGUUCUGCAACAUUCAGACUUUGAAGAUGGGUCAGGCCUAUGCUGCAGAAGAUAAAACAUCAGUUGACGAUAGGCUGAGCAUCCUGCUGAAGGGGAAAAUGAAGGUUUCUUACCGAGGGCAUUUCCUGCACAACAUUUACCCCUGUGCCUUCAUCGACUCUCCUGAAUUCAGGUCCACGCAGAUGAACCGGGGUGAGAAAUUCCAGGUCACCAUCAUUGCAGACGAUAACUGCAAGUUUCUGUGCUGGUCCAGGGAGAGGCUGACUUAUUUUCUGGACUCUGAGCCAUUUCUGUAUGAGAUCUUUAAGUACCUUAUUGGCAAAGAUAUUACAAAUAAGCUCUAUUCGUUGAAUGACCCCACCUUAAAUGACAAGGCUUCAAAGAAGAUUGACCGUCAGCCCAGUCUUUGCUCCCAGCUGUCGGUGAUGCAGAUGAGGAAUAGCAUGGCCAGUACCAGCGACAGUGAGGAUGGCUUGCAGAUGUUUCUCCGUGGGACGUCCUCUGCAUCCUCUCUCCGCCCAGGCCGGACCUCUCCUUACCUGAGAACCUCAGCAAAAAUGAAGCCAAUAGAAGAAACUGUUGAAGAUGAUGUCUUUGAAGCACCAUCUGCUGAUAAGCUUGAACUCCAGCGGCUCCCUUAAACAGACGUGUCCUGGGGAGUAUCAGAGCUUGCAUAAAGCUCCAGUGCAAGGGGGAGAAGCUGAAUCUGGGAGGAACCUGAGUGCUAAAGCCACCUCUCCAGGUCUGAACGUGGCACAGCAGACGUCAGUGGCU
Messenger RNA from Colius striatus (speckled mousebird), 1213 nucleotides. RefSeq names its product blood vessel epicardial substance (gene POPDC1). The transcript has 7 exons. Lineage: Eukaryota; Metazoa; Chordata; Aves; Coliiformes; Coliidae. Gene Ontology annotation, cellular component: sarcolemma. The coding region runs from base 1 to 1080 and encodes 359 amino acids. The record is from RefSeq and is a predicted model, not a curated record. Gene Ontology annotation, molecular function: cAMP binding.